Messenger RNA from Mytilus trossulus (common blue mussel), 1701 nucleotides. RefSeq names its product CD63 antigen-like. The record is from RefSeq and is a predicted model, not a curated record. The coding region runs from base 78 to 860 and encodes 260 amino acids. Gene Ontology annotation, cellular component: membrane. The transcript has 7 exons. Lineage: Eukaryota; Metazoa; Mollusca; Bivalvia; Mytilida; Mytilidae.
AACCAGGAACUGACAAAUGAACAAAUAGUUUCAGUUUUAAUUCGAAUUGAAAAUAAAGUGUAAAUUCUGUUGGAGAUAUGGCUGAAUAUAGCUUUGGACAAAAUUUAGCUCGAUUAUUUUUAGUGAUUUUCAAUCUUAUUUUUGUGAUUGUUGGCUUAGCUCUGAUUGUCGUGGGUGGACUAUUGAAAGCUGGAGCGGAAUUUCUGGAUGCACUAGGAAGCUUUGUCAAAGAAAUCCCGGGUUUAGGAAAUAUUGCCAUUGUAAUUAUUGUUUUUGGAGUUGUGAUUUUCCUGAUUGGUAUAUUUGGUACCUGUGGAUCAUGCUGCAGUGUGAGAUGUAUGCUGAUAUUGUAUGCUGUGUUAUUGAUGAUUAUAACCCUAGCUGAGAUAGUUCUGGUAGCACUUUUAUUUUCUGGAAAGUUGGAUAAAUUAGUUACUGUCGGGUUCUCAAACUUAUCAAAGAAGUACAAAAUGCCGACUAACCUCAAUGCGAUCGAUUCGAAAGAUAUCGUUAGUAGGUUGAUUGAUGCCGUUUUCAUUAGUUUGAAGUGUUGUGACACUGAGAAUGUACCAGGAGCAAGCCCAAUCAAAAUUCCACCGUCUUGUUGUGUGGGAUUAACCCAAAAAGUGCUAGAAUCUGGUGAUCUGAGGGGUUAUCAGGAAUGUUCUGAUAAUCCGUCAGCUACAAACUCCUAUAUGGACAAGAGUUGUGGUGUAGCAUUAAUUGACUUGAUGAGAAACAAUCAAGCAUACGUCAUUGGUAUUGGUGUAGCUCUACUAGUGAUUGAGCUUUUGUGUAUAGCCUUUUCUUUGUGGAUUUGUAGCCAGAUCAACAAGAAAAAUAGAGUAUCUUCGAUUUAAAUAAUGAGACGAAACACACAGUAGAGGCAGUAGAAAGAUUGAAUUUGACUUUGGUUGGACAAUUGAUUUAGUGAUUUGAGAAACAAUUCGUUAUCUUAUCUUGAUUUAAAUUUAAAAUGUUUGUGACUGUUGCAUUUUUCGUUGCAGUUAUCUUCCAGAAGAAGUUUUAAUAUUCGGUUUUGAAUAUUUUUUAUUAAUCCGUCCUAUCUAAGCUUUUUUUUUAUUUCAUUUACAAAAAUGUCUGUUAUUCAGAAAUCCGUCCAAUUUUAGAACGUAUUAGUUAUAUUAGGAUGCACAUUUGGUGUUAAUUUAUUCUCUUUUUAUAUACAAGAUUGGUAUUUCUGAUUCAGUGAUUGAAAUCAUCAAGCUUAAACCCAUGCUAUGUUUUUUUCUUCAUCAUAUUGUAGCAUAAUAGUAGUUUUGUUAACAACUUUAUUGGUCUUAUUUAAAGCGUUUUUGAUUAGAAAUAUAAACUGUUAUUGAAAAUAUUUUUGUUUAUCUUAUUCAUAGAUGAAUGUUAUGUUAAAAUAUGAAUGUUGAAAAACUUUAUAACCAUUAUGACAUGAAAUGAAACAACUCUUCAACAAGAGACCAAAUGAUGUAAAGGUUGACAAAUAAAAGCCACUGCACGGCCUUCGACAAUGAGCAAAACUGAUACAUAGUACGAUACAAAAGGCCCGAAAAUAUCCAUGUAACUGUAAUUCGAACGUUUUUUGUGUGUAUUUUUGCUGACCAUGUUCUGAUUUUGUGUCAUGGAUGUAUACCCUAUAUCCUUUGUCUUUCUGUUAUGUAUUGUAUUGUUUUAUUCAAUCCGAACCGAAAUAAAGUUUAAUAAUUUUUU